CAGGAAAUGUCAAUAUGACGCACAAGACUUAAAAUAUUACAAACGUGGAAUUGACUCUUUCAUCUUUCAUGGUGUUCCAUUUCUGGUGUCGUUGAGUGUAUUUGCUGCUUUUGUGGCCGUUUGAAUUUAAAUUUCCCACCACCUCUUCUGUUUAUGACGUGCGCACGCGUAGUGCUACAAUUUUAAAUUUGUUUUUAAAACGGAAUGCUUGUGUUGUGUUUGUGAAAACAGUGGUUUAUAUUAAAAUAAUUAAUGACUAUUUUAUACUUUUAACCGAAUGGAAGGUUUUGUGAACGUAUCGGUUCGAAUAAAACCAACUUUCAACGAUGAAGCAACGAAUUCGUGUUUGCAAGUGAUAAACAAGCAACCACCGAUUUUACUCGUAUUGGACAAGUCCCAAACUUAUCAUUUCGAUAACAUUUUCACCCCUGACAUACAACAAGAGGAAGUUUACAAUGAAACUGUGAAGACGCUCACUGAACGUGUCAAGACAGGUUACAAUUGUACGGUGUUUGCUUAUGGGCAAACGGGCACUGGGAAAACGUACACAAUUGGCACAAAUGCCGAUGUUACAAUAAAUGAAGAAGAAUCUGGGCUUAUUUCACGAACUUUGGACGAUUUUUUCACUCCUUCUGAUGGUUACACUGAAACCGAAAUUUCAAUCUCGUUUAUUGAAAUUUACAAUGAAAAAGUGUAUGAUUUACUUCUUCCACACCAUGCUCUUCCAGUUAAAGGUUUUACGGUUCAAGGUUUCAAAAAAUUGAAAGUGAACAAUACUUUUGAGGCUUUAGAACAAUUGAAAUACGGUAGCAAGAAUCGUCACACAAGUGGAACUAAACAAAAUCUCAACAGUUCAAGAUCACAUGCAAUUUUCUCCAUUUAUUACCAGUCACGGUCUUGCACCAGUGAAAUUGAGUCAAAGUUGAAUUUGGUUGAUUUGGCGGGUUCAGAGAGAGUCAACAAGACUGGUAAUCAAGGUUCCAGUUUUUACGAAGGUGUCAAUAUCAAUAAAGGUUUAUUGAGCCUUGGACAAGUCAUGACAGCGCUAUCUACAAAUUGCUCACACAUCCCUUACCGCCAGUCUGUCAUAACAACAAUUCUUCAAGACUCACUAAACAAAAAAAAUUACGUCACGUUAAUUGCUUGUGUUAGUUCGAGUCCUGAAGAUUUAUCCGAAACACUACAAACGUUGGAAUUUGCCAACCGUGUUAAAAAAAUGAAAAACAAACCGGAAAUCAACCAUUUUAUUACACAAUAUAAAAAAGAAAAUCCUAGCUUGUUUCCAAGAGGACUGACACCUUCGAAACGAAGCAAUUUAAAUACGUUUGAAACUCCGUUUAAGAAGCCAAAGAUAACAUUGCCAGCUGUUCAAGAAACACCGUAUUUUGUCAACAAUUCGGCCUUUGAGGUGUCCCCUUUGUUGUCGUCAACCAUGACGUCAGGUUCGAGUUGUGCCCAACAAAACUUUAGUCCCGUAAUUAGAAAAUAUAUCACUGCAAUGGAAUCUUCAAUAGUAAAUAGGUUGGAAAGUGUAAUAAAGAGCACGCUGAGGAGGUCGAAGAGAUUGAGCGUACGAAGAGAAAAUAAGGAAAAUGUAUCGCCAAGAAUCUCAUGGAACAAGAUUUCAAAAAAUCUUUACGCUGAACCACCUGAAGGAAGGGCCACCAGUAGUCCCUUAGAAAAGUCAAUUAUUAGCAGCAACAGCGAUUCCUUCCUAGGAAAUCAAAUUAAUAUAAUGGAAAAUAAUAAUGGUGCGAAAAAUAACCAAAGAACAGAUGACUCAAUAUUCCUCGUCCCAGCACCAAGGACGAAAAAACCAAAGAUUCAAAAUAAUUCAGUUAGACGAAGUAGUGUUAGAUUACAGUUGAAACAACAUGUAUCGGAAACUCAGUUACCGGAAGGUAACAGAAGACGAAGUGUGCGGUUGCAAAACAAACAAACAGUUUUGAACACUUGUGAAAAGACGAAAAAAAAGUCAAAGUCACCAGUGAAGAAAAAUAAAACUGCGGAAAGCCCAACUACAUUACGUACAAAUAAGGUUCUGCAACUCUUAAAUAAAGGCACCAUAAAAGAGUUGGAAAAGUUGCAUACGGUUGGAGCCAAAACUGCCGAAAAAAUUUAUUUGUUCAGACAGUUGAAGGGGAACUUCAAAAGUAUAGCUGAUAUGGAAGAGAUGCCAUCUUGGACCAAAGCCAAAUUUGAAAAAUUUCUAGCGGAAAAUUUCCUCAGAAGGUAAUGAAUGUAAAAUCAUUUGGGUGGAAUAUUAAUGUUAUAUUAUCAACUGAGGAGCACCUAAUAUGUGUAAAAAUAUAUUUUGUAGUACAAA
This is a messenger RNA of Tribolium castaneum (red flour beetle), 2326 nucleotides long. It is a transcript of the gene nod, whose product is annotated as no distributive disjunction. Bases 278 to 2236 code for a protein of 652 amino acids. Gene Ontology annotation, molecular function: microtubule binding; microtubule motor activity; ATP binding. The transcript is spliced from 8 exons. Gene Ontology annotation, biological process: mitotic spindle organization; microtubule-based movement; spindle elongation. Gene Ontology annotation, cellular component: microtubule associated complex. NCBI's taxonomy places the organism in Eukaryota, Metazoa, Arthropoda, Insecta, Coleoptera, Tenebrionidae. The record is from RefSeq and is a predicted model, not a curated record.